AUGUCUCAUCAACAACCUUUUUUACAAGACCAAGAAGACGAAACGGCAUACGAUUCGUCCGACAAAAUCGUGAUUAUCGGAGAAGACGAAGAAGAGUACGAGAUUGAUAUCGACAACGGAGUUCGAACGCCGCCUUUUUCAUGGAAGAAGCUGUGGCUAUUCAGCGGUCCUGGUUUUCUAAUGAGUAUAGCGUUUCUGGAUCCUGGAAACUUGGAGGGAGAUCUUCAAUCUGGUGCGAUUGCUGGUUACUCGUUGUUGUGGUUGCUUAUGUGGGCUACGGCUAUGGGGCUUCUUAUUCAGCUGUUGUCUGCGAGGUUGGGUGUGGCUACGGGGAGACAUUUGGCUGAGCUUUGUAGAGAGGAGUAUCCUAGUUGGGCUAGGAUUGUUCUUUGGUUGAUGACGGAAGUUGCCCUUAUUGGUUCGGAUAUUCAAGAGGUUAUUGGAAGUGCUAUUGCUAUUAGGAUUUUGAGUAAUGGCUUUGUUCCUCUUUGGGCUGGUGUUGUUAUUACUGCUUUAGAUUGUUUUAUUUUCCUCUUUCUUGAGAACUAUGGUGUGAGGAAAUUGGAGGCAUUUUUUGCUGUUCUGAUUGCUAUAAUGGCUCUUUCAUUUGCAUGGAUGUUUGGGGAAGCAAAGCCGGAUGGUGUCGAUGUUCUUGUUGGUAUUUUGGUUCCUAAACUUAGCUCCAGAACUAUACAACAAGCUGUCGGAGUUGUUGGUUGCAUUAUUAUGCCUCACAACGUGUUCUUGCAUUCUGCACUUGUUCAAUCAAGACGAGUUGACCCGAAAAAGAAAGGCCGUGUUCAAGAAGCUCUUAAAUACUACUCAAUAGAGUCUACCAUUGCGCUUGUUGUCUCCUUUGUCAUUAAUAUAUUUGUCACAACUGUGUUUGCUAAGGGCUUUUACGGUACCAAAAUAGCCAAUAGGAUCGGUCUUGUAAACGCAGGGCAGUAUCUUCAGGAGAAGUAUGGAGGCGGAGUAUUCCCAAUCCUUUAUAUAUGGGCUAUCGGGUUAUUAGCAGCCGGUCAAAGUAGCACUAUUACUGGUACAUAUGCUGGACAAUUCAUCAUGGGUGGUUUUCUGAAUUUGAAGUUGAAAAAAUGGAUGAGGGCGUUGAUUACGCGGAGUUUCGCAAUCGUUCCAACCAUGAUAGUUGCUCUUAUAUUUGAUACCUCAGAGGAUUCAUUAGAUGUUCUAAAUGAAUGGCUUAAUGUUCUUCAGUCAGUACAAAUCCCCUUCGCAUUGAUUCCGUUGCUUUGUUUGGUGUCGAAGGAGCAGAUAAUGGGCACUUUCAAAAUCGGCUCUGCCCUCAAGACUAUUUCCUGGCUUGUGGCUGCUCUGGUGAUAGUGAUAAAUGGCUAUCUUUUGCUGGAAUUCUUUUCCUCUGAAGUGAAUGGAGCAGUGAUCACCGCUGUUGUGAGCGUAAUAACAGCUGCGUAUGUUGCAUUCAUAAUUUACCUUAUUUCAAGCGCCGCUACAUUUCCAUCAUGGCAAAGUUUGACUCGAUCAAAGACAGUUACCACCACCACCGAGAGUUGA
Vicia faba (fava bean) is the source of this 1536-nucleotide messenger RNA. Lineage: Eukaryota; Viridiplantae; Streptophyta; Magnoliopsida; Fabales; Fabaceae. The record is from the annotation of a GenBank genome assembly.